Phaeodactylum tricornutum CCAP 1055/1 is the source of this 2542-nucleotide messenger RNA. RefSeq lists its product with no specific name. The record is from RefSeq and is a predicted model, not a curated record. The transcript has 2 exons. NCBI's taxonomy places the organism in Eukaryota, Bacillariophyta, Bacillariophyceae, Surirellales, Neidiaceae. The coding region runs from base 102 to 2489 and encodes 795 amino acids.
CUUUCUUUUCUUCAUUGCAGUUUUGAUUCACCUGUUUAGCCUCUGCCUCCAAAACUGACCCAGAUCGCGUGUUGACCAACCGACCGACCGACCGUUUCAUUAUGACGACGUCGGCGGAUCGAAAAUCGGCUUGGAGAGUUGCCGGAAUUGUUCUCGUACUGCUUAUUGGGUCUUGCAGUACAAUCCAAAAAAGGUUUUUUGUCUUGAGCUUCUCUCCGCAGAGCCAAAACAUAAUACCACGAACUUCACGAUGGAAUCUUGAUCAUGAAUCGCUACACACUUUCGCAAAAGAGCAUGCCCGAACGUAUCUCUGGGCAUCAAAUAGUGGCGACGAGGACAAAGCUCCCCAAAACGAGGAGGCAUCGAAAAACCUUCCGAAAAGGAAGAAAAAGAAAAAGCCAGGUAGUCGUGCUGGCGAACCUAGUCUCGACGACCGAAAGAAAAACAAAGAGGAACUAGUCAAGGAAAUUGGGGAACGUAUGAGAGACAAGAAUAAAAAGCCAAUUGGCGAAACUCACGAUAAUAGCAACAGUCUACUGGACAAACUGAAUCCAUUCAAGGCUGGUCAGAAUCUCCGCAAACAACUCGAUACGGCUAUCACCUCGAUUUCUUCGGUAGCGAAGACAGAAAAGCGAACUAUGUACUACUUGGAUGAUAGAUUGGUUGAUGGUACAAAUGUUUUUUCGGAACGAACACUGGAACGACUGGAUCAGGAUGAUUUUGUGCCGGAGGUUUUGGUGGUUGGGGCGACUGGCGAAGUUGGUCGUCUCGUCGUCCGCCGACUUUUGCUUGAUGGUCGUUUCCGUGUCCGUGUGCUGGUGCGCGACUUGUACACCAAGACGCUGAAUAUGCUAGGAACGGGUGUCACAUACUGUCAGGGAGAUUUAGGUAACAUGGACAGUCUGGAAUAUGCUUUGACGGAUGUAGACAAGAUUGUCUUUUGUGCCAGUGCGCCACGACCCGAUGAAGACCAGUUUCAGCAAAGGUUUCAAGAUUUCAUGAAAGAGACCCUGGAAAGUCGGGACGACUCGAUAAAGGACAUUUUCGAUAGCAAAGCGAACGAUGUGGAAUGGGAGCAGCUGGAAUCGGUGUUAGAAUUGCGAGCGCGAUUAGCCGAACAGGUAGACUGUCUUGGCAUGCAAAACUUAGUACGGGCCUACCAGCACGUUAGACACGCCGAUUAUGGAACGUCACAAGCGGCGAAGCGAUCCUUGUUCAAGUUCCAAAGCAGACCCGACGACUUUAAUCUGUUCGCUUUGGAUGAUGUAGGGGACGAUUUUUCGGAAACAGCUGAAGGCGAAAGAAAGGAUUACACAUCUAAUUAUUCAUACAACGAAGAAGAUUAUGAUGAAGACGACGACAUGGACGAGGGGGAAUACGAAGACGAAUACGCCGACUACGACGAGGAAUACGACAUUGUUGGUCUCGAAAAGCGCCAGGACUCGUCGGUAAAAACACAGGUGCAGUGGAUCCGAAACAAGUUCCGCCACGCCGUUUUUGUCGGUCGUGUCCCUAAGGCUACCAGUGGCAACGCAGGCGGAGAAGCAGCCAUUACCAGUAGCCGUUUGCGUGCUCGCGAAGAUCCCGACAACGGGAUUGAUCUCAGCAACGGCUUUGCUGGAUUUAUCUGUCGCGUUUGUUCUGAUGGUGGCACGUACGAAGCAUUUGUUCGAACGAGGGCUUUUUAUACGGACGGUAUCGAGUACGUUUGCCAGUUCUCCACUAGUACAAAGCCAAUCGGGCGCAAUAAAUCGAAAAACAAGUUCGUCACCGUCAGAUUACCGUUUGAGAAUUUUACACCGGUCCGAACUGCUUCCAGCAAACUGGUCGGUCAAGACGAGAGUAUUCCCCAGUUCCGCGGCGGUGAUGUUCGGAACAUUGGUUUUCGGUACCGUAGUUCCGGCAACGAACUCAAGAACAAGCUGGAGCAAUCGGAACGAAACAGCUUUUACUUGGCCUUUUCCUACAUCAAGCUGUAUCGAGCUCAACCCGAGCCCGAGUUUGUCUACUUGAGCGACGCGCGGAUUCCACCAGUUGUCCCGAACGGGAUGGUGCGUCACGAAGCCCGGCAACUACUUGCAGCGAACGGGAACGAGUCGUCCACGGGGAGCUAUCAAAUCUUGAGUGACUCGGCUUUGUGGUCGUCGACUCGAGAUAAGACGAGUCGGAGUCCGGAAGAGACGUACUACAAAUACCGCGGCGAAGAAAUCCUGAAGCAGAGUGGUUUGAGUUAUUCCAUCGUCCGGGUAUGCGGCUUUAACGAGUCUCCUUCGGGCGAAGCUAGUACGAUUGAUUUGCAAUCCUCCACGAACGACUUGUCGGCUGUUUCACGCGACGACGUGGCUCGGGUUUGUGUGAGCGCACUGUUGGACCCCAAUGCUCUGAACAAGAGCUUCUACAUGGGCAAGAAAAAGGGGCAGAAGAGUAGCAGCAAAGACGAAGACAUGGCGAGUAAGUUUGGCCAGCUUUCGGCCGACGCUAUCGUAUAGCGGUAUAUGGCCUUUUACAAAACAUAGAGAUAGCAAAACACUUGUGCGAGUUU